Messenger RNA from Phalaenopsis equestris, 2200 nucleotides. Its product is annotated as protein PNS1-like. Gene Ontology annotation, molecular function: transmembrane transporter activity. The record is from RefSeq and is a predicted model, not a curated record. Lineage: Eukaryota; Viridiplantae; Streptophyta; Magnoliopsida; Asparagales; Orchidaceae. Gene Ontology annotation, cellular component: membrane. Gene Ontology annotation, biological process: transmembrane transport.
AAUUUUAAGUGCGUGUCUGAGUGUAAAAUUUAAUUUUACAGUGACAUUCAUUCAUAUUAUAUCAUUGAUGGUGAUUUCACCGGAAUUCUCAUAUCAUUCCAAAGAUGAUAAGAGUGCCUUCCUCAAAAGGCUGCUUGCGUGGCGCCACCACUCAUGUGACCAAACGUACCGCCCACUUUCCCCAGAACGUCUCAGCCGUCCAUCUCAUCAUCUUCUUCUCCAGAAGCUUAGAUUAACGCAUGCGGGUCUAAAAGUAACAAUAAACAAGCAUUAAUGCUCCGAUUCACAGUGACGGUGAUGGUGAUGCAAGCGCGUCUGCAAGUCAUGUACGCCACUUGGUCGACGCAGACCAGCGGUGCCAGUAACAGUAAACACACAGAAAUUAAACCAAAACCAUAAACUUUAUUUCGUUUUCAGCUCCCGAAAGCUCUCUUCAAUACAUUGCCUUCACGCCUCAUGAAAACUUCCAUAACAUAAAUUAAGAAAGCUACUCGCCGGCGGACACGACGACAUCCACAGAGGACCCCCGCCACCACCGCCGCCGCCGUGGUGAGCAUUCACGAUGGGCGGAUUGGACACCCUCACGGCAGAAGACAAAAACGUGACCAAAGCAACCCUAGCAAGAGGAGAAACGGAGGGCAAGGCGAUGGAGAGACAAGCGGAGAACGCCGGCGAAAUUUUAACCGGAGGAGAGGAGGUGUUGGAUUUAGUACAGAGCGACUCGACGGUAUCUAGGUUGCGCGCCCAGCCUCAAGUUCCCCCAAUCCAAGUCGUUUCACGUAACGCCGCCGCUCCUCCGCCCAUCACUCCUCCCCUGUUCCAGCCGGUGCAAACUCCUCCCUUUCAGCAGGCAUCAAUGGCCUCGCUGAACUCGAGGAAGUACACCAACCGCAUCACCCUCUUGAUCUUCCUCCUCCAUCUCGCUGCAGCCAUGGCGGCGGUCGGCUUCUUAAGUUUCAAGGCCGUACAGGGCGUGCUGGAACAGGGAACCGGCAAAUCAAGGAGGGAGCGUCGCGCGCUCAAAUUCUGGCUACCUCCCAUCGAGGGAGCCUCCUUGCUCGGCAUUAUCCUCGCCUUCGUGUGGCAGUGGUCGUUCCGAGCUUGGCCGGCAUUCAUGGUCAGAUUCGCCCUCUGGGCAUGUUUCCUCAUCACCAUGGCAAGCGGCAUCCUUUUGCUGUGCUUCUCCAUGCCGGACACCGAUGCCGGCGGCAUCUUUCUCCUCCUCUUCUCCAUUGGCACCGGCAUCUACGCUUGCUGGGUUCCCCGCCGCGCCUCCUUCUCCGGCCGCAUCUUCGCCAAAUCCCUCCAGCCCGUUCACAAAUUCCCUGGCGUCAACGGCCCUGCCUACCUCAUGAUGGGUCUCGGCUUCAUCUGGAUCUCGCUCUGGUGUUUUGCCGUCAUCGGCGCCCUCGAAUUCUAUUACCCGCCGCUCACAAUAUUCGCCCUCGUGCUCAGCCUGAUGUGGACGGCGGAGGUGAUGCGCAACGUUGCUAAUAUAACCGUCAGCCGCGUGAUCGCUCUCUACUACCUGAGGGGCAUGCAGUGCAACAUCCAGUUCUCCUUCCAGCGAGCGGCUUCAUUAAAUCUCGGCAGCGCAUGUCUCGGCUCCCUCUUCGUCCCCAGCAUCGAGGCCCUCCGCAUCAUCGCUCGCGGCCUCAACCUUCUCGAAGGCGAAGACGAGUUCCUCUUCUCCUGCGCCCAUUGCUGCCUCCGCGUCAUGGAAUCCAUUUUCCGCUACGGCAACAGCUGGGCUUUCGUCCACAUUGCGGCGUACGGCAAAGGGUUCGUGGCGGCAUCGCAGAGCACGUGGGAUCUUUUCAACAGGCAGGGAAUGGAGGAGCUGGUGGAUUCCGACAUAACAAGCUCCAUCUGUUUCCUAACGGGCGUAUCAAGCGGCGCUCUGUGCGUCAUUUUUUCGGCGCCGUGGACGUUCUCGACGCACCGGCGCUACACCAUGACAGUCUCACUUGUGGCCUUCUUCGUCGGUUAUCUCAUGACCAGGAUCGGCAUGGCGCUGCCCCAAGCAUGCGUGGCGUGCUUCUAUGUGUGCUACGCUGAGAAUCCCGGAAGCCAGCUCUUUGAAUCCAUAAUACCAGAACGCAUCGCACAGAUCCGCGCGACCAUUCGCGAAGGCCUCGUAUCCACGCCGCGCUUCGUCCCCCGUCGAGUUUCCACGGCAUGAGCUUUCCAGUGCUGCAAA